This is a messenger RNA of Exserohilum turcica Et28A, 867 nucleotides long. RefSeq lists its product as uncharacterized. The record is from RefSeq and is a predicted model, not a curated record. The coding region runs from base 1 to 867 and encodes 288 amino acids. Lineage: Eukaryota; Fungi; Ascomycota; Dothideomycetes; Pleosporales; Pleosporaceae. The transcript has a single exon.
AUGCCUCUCUGCACACUCCAUUUGCUGUCCCUCCAUUGCACAACGCCAAAUCCUCUCUUGACAUUCCUUUCGGCGCUCAGUUCGUCCAAUGUAUUCCCCCUUGUUGUAUCCCGCGUCAUCCGCUGGAUAAUUCUCCCGUCCAAGCUCUCCACCGAGCACUUGCUCGCUCAAAACAUCAGCUGGGACCUGCUACUCGUCGUACCAGGCACAGACGCCCUCCCUUCUGACCUGGCCAAGCACGUGCAACACCACUGGAGUGUAACCGCUGGCAUUCCAUCGCGCUUGAUCCAAGAUUUCUCCUCCAAGAAUAACAAGCUUCUGCAUCCAGACCCCAGUACCAUACCACAGGCCCAAGCUCACGCCCACAAGAAAACGACUCUGUCAAGCCAGAGCCUCGAACUCAGCGACGAGUUGAAUCGAUGGAUCCAAAAUUUUGUGAACAGCGGUGCCGAGGAAGGCAAAGGCGCAGUGUCCAUGUUCAAUCUUCUCGCCUUCAACCCCGGAAUGAAGGACGAAUACCUCAAGUACGGCACCGCAUUUGCAAAAUCCAUUGGCUCCAAGCACGGUGGCAAUGCAAAGAUAGUCGGCAACGCCACACAUGUAAAUGGGGCGUCUAUCGCCAAAGCAUCUAAGAGUAGUGUUGGUAGUAAUAGCGAGGCUGGCGGCGGUAAAGAUGACUGGGAUGAGAUUGCCCUGGCGCACUAUCCUAGUAUCUUGCACUUCAGGGAUAUGUUGGCCAGCGAGGAUUACCAGGAGGUGAAUAAGAAACAUCGCGUGCCGAGCUUGAGGGAUACUUGUAUUCUGAUGACGAGCGAAACUGCGAUAGAGGAGAUGAUGAGGGAGCGUAAGGGGGCAGCGAGAUUGUGA